AUGUAUAAAAAUGCCCAAUGUUUACAUGCAUUUUCACUUUCUAGUCUUAAAACAGAACAUUAUUACGCCUCAGCAUCUCUAACCAUAAACGAUUGGGUUUCUGGACAUCAUUCUGUAUUUUCUAGAAUCGAAUGUGCUACUGUUUGUUAUUCUAAGGAGGAAUGCCAAGGUUUUGGUUAUUAUAUAGAAAAAAAUAACCACAAUUGUUUUCUGAUAAAUUCUCAUAUUGAUGAUGAAUGCGAUGAAUGCGACUCAGAAGAUGGAUUAAAGGUUUAUGACGUUGUAAAAGAUAUAACUACUACUACAACAACUACUGAGCGUACUUCGACCUCAGAUAGGCCUACUACAACAAUUGCAACAACUACGACUACAGAAAAACUUAGUACUAUAACAACAACUAAGGAACCUUCUACGAUAACUACGACUAUUGAAACUCCUACAACUACAUCCACGACGACUACCGAAACGCUUACAACAACUACGACGACUACUUCUACUAAAGCGCCAACAACAACAACAACAACAACAACUAAAGCACCACCACCAACAACAACAACAACUAAAGCACCACCAACAACAACAACAACAACUAAAGCACCACCAACAACUACCACUACCACUGAAUCUCCUACAACUACCUCCACAACCACAGAAAUAACUACAACAACUACCAAAAUGCCUACAACAACUACGACAACCAAAAGCCCUACAACAACGACGACCACAGAACAGCCUACAACAACGACGACCACAGAACAGCCUACAAGCACAACGACCACAGAACAACCUACAACCACGACAACCACAAAACAGCCUACAACCACAACGACCACAGAACAACCCACAACCACAGAACAGCCUACAACGACGACGACCACAAAACAGCCUACAACGACGACGACCACAGAACAGCCUACAACAACGACGACCACAAAACAGCCUACAACAACGACGACCACAAAACAGCCUACAACAACGACGACCACAAAACAGCCUACAACAACGACGACCACAAAACAGCCUACAACAACGACGACCACCAAACAGCCUACAACAACGACGACCACCAAACAGCCUACAACAACAGCCUACAACGACGACGACCACAGAACAGCCUACAACUACGACCACUAA
Centruroides sculpturatus (bark scorpion) is the source of this 1134-nucleotide messenger RNA. RefSeq names its product salivary glue protein Sgs-3-like. Lineage: Eukaryota; Metazoa; Arthropoda; Arachnida; Scorpiones; Buthidae. The transcript is spliced from 4 exons. The record is from RefSeq and is a predicted model, not a curated record. The coding region runs from base 1 to 1134 and encodes 377 amino acids.